Aureobasidium musti is the source of this 4662-nucleotide messenger RNA. The record is from the annotation of a GenBank genome assembly. NCBI's taxonomy places the organism in Eukaryota, Fungi, Ascomycota, Dothideomycetes, Dothideales, Saccotheciaceae.
AUGGAAGUGGAAGCAACGAGUCUCGGGCAUGCUGCCUUUGCGCCUCAUGACUACGAAACUCCCCAAGCACCCUCGCCCUCUCCCCUGAACUCGCCAUGGCCCGAACUAGAUACCGACAUGGACAAGCUGGAGGAAGGAACGACCCAACUCGAACACCAACGAAGCUUUGCGCUGCAAACUCCCAACGACGACAGCCAAGCAGCCAGGGAAGUUGCGCAACAAAGUUCCCGACCCGACACAGAUCAUGCAGUACCACCUGCCUCAGACGCUCAAACCGGGGAUCCAAAGUCGCAAUCAGAUACCCUUUCGCAAUCGAUACCCGAACCGGUCCAGAGUCGCGCCAAGCCUCCGUCGAGGCCUAUGUCCCUAGCACAAUCGCUAUUCCCCGAAGACUUCGAAGACGAACCAGAACACCAAGAAGAGGCUUCAGCUACGGCUGGCCAACCCGAACAAGCUGAGCCAGGAGCAGUCUCGCAGACACAGACGCAAACCGAGCAGCAAACACACUCUCCGACACAAGAGACACAACCGAACCUGCCCGAUCAAACUGUGCUUGACGAUCCGGAUCUAUCACAGUCGUUUCCCCUACACGAGCCUACCGAUCACUUGGACCAGUCUGUGGAUCCCCUAGAUCAGUCGCAACCUCUGCAACCGCAAACGCCAAUCAAAGACUAUUCCGAGCUUGAAAAUGCAGUCGCUGACUUGAACCUACCGACGAACUCUCUUUUCCCUGCCGAUCUUGCUCUUGCCUCAUACGAAGCCGAAGAGGCUGCUCCUGUACAAGACGUUCAGAACGAUCCCAUGCAAGCUUUCGCGAAGCUGCAGUUCCCCGAUGGCGACUUCUAUGUUAACACCUAUGCUGUCGAAUUGGGCCGUGAUCUAAAUGCCGCCAAGUUUGAGCGAAAGGCAGGUCGAAGACACAAGAUGAAGUUGAACCGGGAUGUCCAAAUGGAACAAGAUGCGGAAAUGAAUAUGGACGACGAGGGUCGCAAUAUCGCACGCAGCAACGUGAGCGAAAGUGGUGGUAUUGUUGGUGUCAACAUCGACUACGACAGCGAAGAGAACGAAGAGUCCAAGAGGCGCAAGCGCAAACAGUUUCGCUCGACCAACUCAUCCCACUCUGUCGACCCCACGUCCCUCCUUACUAAUCCAUACGACCUCUCUCUCGACUGGCAACCUCAACAGGAUAAGCCCUUCGAAUAUGAGUGUCCCUUCAUCCCCAUCCAUCCUCAGGCCGGCCAGUCGUUCAAGAACAUCUCGCGCAAACACGUUCGUAUCGAAUACAAUCUGCAGAAGGCUCACUGGGAAAUGCUUGUCAAUGGUAGGAAUGGUGUGUUUCACGAUGACACCCAUGUCGACAAAGGUUCUGUGGUCAAGCUACACCACGGAAGUGAAAUUCUCAUCCAAGGUAUAACCAUUAUUUUCAAGCUGCCAGAUAACGCUCGCAACGAGGACGAAGAGGAAGAGCCCGCCCACAUUCUUUCGGACACGGAUAGUUCCCUUUCCGACUUGGACAGUGUCGCUAGUGCUACCUUCGGCCACGAUUACGAAGAGGAAGACGUAUCAUCUGAAGACGAGCCUCUGCGCCUCAAACGCCCUGUGCAGAAGAAGGAGCGACCACGUAGAAUUGUCAAGCUCAAAUUCACGCUCAAGAAGAACUUCCCUGCUGUUGCUGGACUGCCUNNGUCGAGAAGGGAAGACAAGAAAGAGAAGGAACUGGAGAAAGAGAAGAAGAAAGAGAAGGAGAAGACCAAGGACAAAGAGAAAGAGAAGGAACCUGAAAAGGAGAAGGAAAAGGCGCCUGAGAAGGCCAAAGUCAAGGAGAAGGAGAAGGAGAAGGACAAGGAGAGGGAGAAGGAAAGAAGGCCAUCCAAGUCUGGCAAACAGUCCAUCAAGACCGACAAGCCCCCGAGAGCGGAAAAGGCAGAAAAGAUGCCUCGUACACCCAAGGCGGACAAGGUCGAGAAGCCAGUACAAAAGGUGCCCCUACCUCAAAAGACCGAAACGAGCGACAAGAUCGAAAAGCCAAAGGAUGUUCAACCUGCCGAGAAGACGAUCGUCACCCCCAAGCAGCCCGAGGCCGUUGCACCCGUCUUCGAAGAGAGAAGAGAAUCCGCUGUGAUCACGACCGANGAUGCCCCUCCAUCACAGCCUUUCGAUAUCAAGCCGUCAAUUGAGCCUGACUCUUACGAAGCUCUUCAAGCUUUGCAAGUGACGCCGUCUCAAACUCCUCCCGCCAUUCCUACUGAUCUACCUCCUGGUUCAAUUCUCGCCGGCCUGGCACCCGAGGAGAUUCCUCAAAAGCGAAAAGGUCCAGGAAGACCUCCCAAGAACGGUGUCAUGUCCAAACGUGAUGAGGCAAUCAUCAAGCGCAAGACCAAGGAGUUGCANAAGCUAGGCAAGGUCGUUCCACCGCUCGCCGAACUCUUGGCUCUUGCCAGAGCUGAAGGCGGAAGUACUACCAAGAAAGACUCUAAACCAGAAGACGGACGUGAAGGAGAGCAUCUCAGCCAAUCUGUCGAGAUCGACCCUGCACUUAUGGCAAUUCAAGAGCACAACAACGCCACACCCUCAGUCGAAGUCAAAACCGAGGGAGGUGUCCUAGUUGCUCAGCCUACACCUGACAAGGAUGCGAACAAGCCGAAAAGGAUCGUCAAGUCUCCGUCUCCACAAAAGCCCGAAUCAGAAUACACCGAGGAAGAGCUCAAGAAACCGACUCAGACCUAUGUUGUUCUUAUUCACGAGGCACUAUCCAAGGCUCCGACUGGUGUAAUGGAUCUGCAACAAAUCUACGAUGCCAUGCAGAAGAUGUAUCCAUGGUUCAAGUAUAGAAGUACGACUCAUGGCUGGCAAAGUAGUGUCAGACACAAUCUCAUCAGUAGUGAGGCUUUCGAAGAGGCUGGCAAGAUUGGCAAAGGCAGACUUUGGAAGAUUAAUCCCAAUGUUUCUAUCGACAAGGAGAAGAAACGCAAGGCUCCAACGCCGCCUCCGGACAACAGACAAGCUCAGCAACAGCAAUACCCGUACUACCCGAACAAUCAAUACCCGUACGGUCAUCCUGCAGCUCCUGCGUACGGUGCUUAUGCCAGACCAAGCCCUUACGGUACACCUUACGGUCCGCCAACCGUACAGAACGUGGCACGACCGCCUGUCCCAACUCCGCAGCAAAAGCCUGGUACCUACUAUUCUCCAUAUGCCUCAACUACACCAGGUACUGCCGCCGCUGGUUCGCCUUAUGGCCCACCGAGUAGAGCCCCGUAUGCUCCUUACCCUCAACCACCUCGCCCACCCGGUAAUGCUUAUGGCCAACCGCCACAGCCACCGGCACAACCUGGUCAACCACAAGCUCCAGCGCAGCAAGGCCAACCACAGCAGCCUCAAUCCGGUCAAGCUCCUCACCCACCUACAGGCCAACAGUAUCAGCCGGGAGUCGGUCAAGCCCCAGGGCCGCCUAACGGUCAACCACAAUACGCUAAUCAAGGUCAACCGCAGCCUCCUCGACCUGUGAUGGCUCCAGCACCUGGUCAGGCCCCUCCUCCGGCACAUAAUCAGAGCGGGAUCACUUCUGAGAAAAUGAUCGAUAAUAUUAUGGACUAUCACAAGAAGUAUCUGAGUAACUUCCAAGGCCCUGAGCAGGACAAACAUAGAGCGAUCUUCCGCAAAGCCACCAACAGACACAUUCGCCGUGAUCAAGAACACGGUCCCUUCGAGUCCGAGGAAGAAGAAAAGCUUUACAAAGCUAUUCAAAAUAUCAUCACCUCUACACAGGCAGAGACAGCAUCUGCCGCCCCUGCACAGCCUCAGGCGAACGGUCCGGGACCUGGUCAAGGAGGACCGCCUCAAGCUCAGACGCAACCAGGCGCCACACAAACUGCGCCGGGCCCAGCCUCACAACCACAAGGUGCUCCCGGUCAGCCACCUCAACAAGGUAUGCCAGGCUCGCAGCCGAUGAUGGGUCAACGACCCAACACGGGACCCCAUCCUGUCCAACAAGGAUCCAGCUCAGAACAGGCAUUGGCCGAAGCGCUCAAAACAGCUAUGCCCGGUGCGCAACCUUUCAGGCAAGGUCCACCAAUUGGUCCUUAUCAUCAAGGACCACCGGCACACCAAGGUAUUGCACCGAGACCUGGUCCGUUCGUGCAGCCACAACCUCCGCAGCAACAAGAAUGCAGCCUCCGGCAGGACAGCAACAGACACCUCACGCUCGACCCAAUCUUGCGCCCACGCCUUCCGUGCCUCAAGUGCAAGCACCCAGGCCGACAUUCACUCAGCCGUCUCAACCUCCGUCAACUGCAACAACGCCGGCAGUUCAGACCCAGGCUUCGACUCCCGUCGUCCCGAAACCCGUUGCUCCUGCUCCUGCUCCGGUCCAGCCGACGCAACCGUCUUCUGCACCAGCCCCAAAUCAGCCGACUCAACAAGCUCCUGCGCCUCCUGCGGCGGCCCAAACAGCUCCAGUUCCUCAACCUGCACCUGCGGUCCAGCCAGCUCCAGCAUCUACAUCCUCACAGAUGCCGAUACCUGCUUCGCCGGCACAGCAACAGACACCUGCGCCCGUAUCUUCGACCACUACACCAGCUCCAGUGGUCCCUCAGGCGCAAGCCACGCCAUCACAGCCUCCAUCGAUCGUCCCUGCUGCUACCCCAACGCCAGCUCCCGUAG